Messenger RNA from Rhinolophus ferrumequinum (greater horseshoe bat), 2178 nucleotides. It is a transcript of the gene IER5, whose product is annotated as immediate early response 5. Lineage: Eukaryota; Metazoa; Chordata; Mammalia; Chiroptera; Rhinolophidae. The coding region runs from base 229 to 1200 and encodes 323 amino acids. The record is from RefSeq and is a predicted model, not a curated record. The transcript has a single exon.
GGAGUGGGACUGCCCUCAGUUAGCGACCAGGCACCUGACCGGACAGGAAACUGGGUAGUUACCUGUUGUGGAGGGGACGCGGAGGUCAAUAAGCGCGUCACAGGAAUCGUUUCUUUCUGGAGUCUUGGGGAGGAUUUCUUGACUCCUCCAAUUUCUCUCCCUGUUUUUGGACCCUAGCCGGGGCUCAACCCUCCUCUCCGUGCUGCCCGUGAAGGGGCUCCAGGCAGGAUGGAGUUCAAGCUGGAGGCGCACCGCAUCGUCAGUAUUUCCCUGGGCAAGAUCUACAACUCGCGGGUCCAGCGCGGCGGCAUCAAGCUGCACAAGAACCUUCUGGUUUCGCUGGUGUUGCGCAGCGCCCGCCAGGUCUACCUGAGCGACCCGUGCCCCGGCCUCUACCUGGCCGGUCCGUCAGGGACCCCGAUGGCGCUGCCGCAGCUGCCCGGGGAGCCUGCGGCCGGCCCCGCCGCGGGAUGGGGAGAGCCGGCACCGCCGGCCGUCCCGGCCGCCUGGCAGGAGACCCAGCCGCACCCGGAACGCUCCGCCGUCCCAGACGCUCAGCGGGCGGUUGACGCGGAGCCCGCGGCUCCCGGGAUCGACGCCGGGGACGCUGUCCUGGGCGGACAAGCGGCUGCGGGACCUGCCUGGCGCCUCAUGGAGGGACCGCGAGAGGCAGCGGCCGGAGGACCCGGGAACCCCGCCGGAGCCUCGGAAGUCUUCCCCGAGGUGGCCCGGGCGGCGAGCCACCACUGCGGCCGCCCCCCAGGAGGGGAGGACCAGCCGGGGGCGCUGGGCGCCACCCCCCGCGGUGACUGCUGCUGUGCGAAGGAAGAGGCCCCCGCGCCGCCCCCCAUCGGCCCCAGGAAGCGCGGCGCGGCAGGGGCGGGUGGCGUCGGUGGCCCGGCGGGCUGCCCCGCGCCCAGCUCGACCCCGCUGAAGAAGCCCCGCCGGGACUUGGAGGAGCCGUCGAGCGGGGCGGCGGCCGAGGAGGAGGAGGAGAUGGAGACCGGGAACGUGGCUAACCUUAUUAGCAUCUUCGGUUCCAGCUUCUCGGGACUCCUGCGGAAAAGCCCCGGGGGCGGCCGGGAGGAAGCCGACGGAGAGGAGAACGGUCCGGAAGCCGCCGAGCCCGGGCAGAUCUGCUGCGAUAAGCCGGUGCUGAGAGACAUGAACCCCUGGAGCACAGCCAUCGUGGCCUUCUGAGCCCUCGGUCUCCGUGCGGGCAGGCGAGUGAGCAGCUGGCGUACCGACGCGAGGGCUGGGCCUCUCCCAGCUGCGAGGACGACCCGGAGACCGUGGGCGCCGAGCGUGUUGGGGAGACUGUGGCAGCUGCCCGGCAGUGCGCGCUGCCCGUGGCCUUGGGCACCCUGCUGUGCCGGCCUCUCUCUCGGGGCCCUUCUUGAGACUUGGGCAUGUGAGGCUUAUCGGAAGAGGACGCUCGUUCACUUGUGUGUCUGUGUAUGUCUGUGUUGUAAGUUUGUUUUGUGAUUUAAGACUAUUUUGUCCUUCUGGAAUGCAUCACCCCUUCCCCAGCCAGGGCUUAGGAGACGGGGGGCAGACAGGGACUUUCCUCUGCCAGCAGCCCCAAGAAGGAAGCGGCGAAAAGGGCCGGGGAGUUCCCCGCGCGUUCUUGGGGCAGGAAGGGACUUUACACACACCCCUCACAUGAAAGCUAGAACGGUACCAGGGCCAGGAGUGGCGUUUCCUCGCAGGAUUUCCUAAGACUAGAGGGAUUUAGCCUGCAGUCGAGACUUGUAUUAUUUCUCUCCCUCCCCACCUUUCUCUCUCACUGAAGCACCGUUUAUACCCUGUGAUUACUCUGGGAAAGGGGAAUCUUAGCGGCCCUUGUCUUCCCCAGAGGGAAAAACGCUUGACGAACUUCUCAGAAGAGGUCAAGCUUGGAAAUACGGAGUUUAUAGAGAAAAGAUAUAUUUUUAAAAGCUCUAGUUCAGAACUACUACACAGUGCUUUUAAAAAAUGUUUAAUGAAACAAAGUUUACAGACAGAACCCUUAAGUGGAAAGAUCUUAUGGUUUUGUAGAUAUGGUGACUCCAGUCUUUGUUGUAUAAAGGUUGGGGGAGCUGACAAGGUUUUUGUACAGUAUUUUCUCCUUCGUUGUAUUGAUUUUUGUAUAAAAAUGUAACUCUACGUGUCUAACACGUAUUAAAUAUUUUGAAGCAA